This is a messenger RNA of Ostrea edulis (European flat oyster), 10557 nucleotides long. RefSeq names its product chondroitin sulfate proteoglycan 4-like. Lineage: Eukaryota; Metazoa; Mollusca; Bivalvia; Ostreida; Ostreidae. The record is from RefSeq and is a predicted model, not a curated record. Bases 146 to 7180 code for a protein of 2344 amino acids. The transcript has 4 exons.
CAAAACCUCAUUAUCGAAAUAUAAAUAGUAACAAUGUUGGACCCUACAAAGUCAGAAAAUUGCUAUGUUCUUGCAAUGCAUGCAAUCAUGUUGCAGAGAGCUGUUUUGCGUAUUAGGUCAGAAAAAAUUGUGUGAAUGAGGCGCCAUGGAAAUCCAUUACAUCUUAACCUGGCUACUGUUGAUUAGUGUACACAGACUAAAAGCAGCUUCAUUUUAUGGAGACAGUUACUUGAACCUGCCUUUUGGGAACAGCAGAGAAGUGGAACUGAAACUGCGGUUUUUAACUUGGCACUCAAAAGGUCUUCUCUUCCUGGCUCAUGGAUCCAUAGACUACCUGUACCUUUACCUACAGGAUGGCCAUCUCCAGAUUAAAGGGGAUUUUGGUUCUGGGUCACUGGCCUGGAAAUCCCACCAGCCAAAGAAUGAUGGUAGUUGGCAUCAUGUUGAGAUCAAGCAGAAUGCACAGUGGAUAACUGUUACCAUUGAUGGAGUAGAGAGUCGGAUUAACAUACCAGGAAAGUUGCACGAACUCAAUGAAAAUGAAGUGUUUGUUGGCGGACUGCCGAAGACUUCAAAUUUUGCGGAGAACUGGUCACAUUACCGUGGCUGCUUGGGAAAUGUAGAGUUUAAUCAGUAUGAUAUUAUUAGCAAUGCACAAAAGUUGGAAAAUUCUGGGGCAGUGAAUCAUGUGUCGUGGGCUUGUACUGAGGAAGUUAAAGCAAACUCAUCUUUAUCAAUCAAUUUUCAAUCCAAUGUCUCUUAUGCUGCCUUUCAUCACCUACCAUUCAAAAAUUCUGGAUCUGUUUCUGUACGGAUCAAAACUUUGACAGAAAAUGGACUUCUGCUGUUCAACCUUGGAAGAAAAACAAGUAGUGAUUUGUUUGCUGUAGAGAUUUUAUCGAAGAAGUUGAAAUUAACGUUAAACAGGGGUGGUGCUAAUGUUGUAUUGAAUUCAGAUUUGAUUAUCAGUGAUGGAAAGUGGCAUUUACUAGUCGUUCUAUGUAAAAAUACAGAGGUGAAAUUUUUAGUGGAUCAUUCUACACAGACAGCAACAUUUGAUGAAACCAACAGAAAUGACUUCGACUUUUCUGGGCAUUUUUUCUUAGGAGGACUAACAUCUCAUGUGGUAGCUCAUGCUGUGAAUGAAAAUAUUGACUCAAUCACAAAAACUGCAGGUCAAGGGCAUUACAUAGGAUGUAUGGCCAAUUUAUCAAUCAAUUCAAAAGUGUAUGGAUUUCAACAAAUGCAACUCAGUCAUAAUCUGAGCACGGUUUGUGGAAAUUUGUCAGAUUGCGCUGAACACUGUCAGAAAACAACCAGCAAAUCAAAAUCUCGUUCCUAUAAUUCCACUCCAGUGUAUGAUGACCAAUAUGUCGAAGUCAGAGGAGUGACGCUAAGAGAAGGGUCAGAGAAGGUUAUCACCACUGACAAUAUUCACGUUCUACUGGAUUACAAGGAACUGAAGAUUCGGGAGUCAGCAAUUCAGUUUGAUUUAAUGCGUUUCCCAAAACAUGGACAUCUUUUAAUUGACCUUGGGAGGAGAAGAAGAAAUAGAGAUGUUUUCACCCUUUUGGAUUUACAGGGUAGAAAAGUGAGGUAUGUUCAUGAUGGAUCAGAAACCACAAGAGAUGAAGUGACCAUGAAUAUGAAAAUAACCACAGACACUUCUAGCAACCUUGCAGAAAUAAAAAAAUCAUAUACUUUCUUAUUACCGUUCUACAUAGAGCCAGUAGAUGAUAAGCCUACCCUGCACUUGCUGAACAACACUCAAAAUGAAGCCACCAUAACAAUGGCUAAAAAUACAAAGCUUAAAAUCACUGAAGCUAUUAUAAAAGUUCUUGACUCAGAUUCUUCACCCUCUGAAUUGGAGAUAUCAGCUGCGUGUGUGUCUCGGAGCAGUGGGGGAUCACCUGGUCACUUUCUAGCAUCAGAAAAACCUGCGAAAGAAAGAACGAAAUUCACGUUUCAAGAAAUUUUAGAUGGCAGAAUCUGGUUUUCAAACUCAGAUUCGUCAUCCUGUUUGCUGACCAUUGGCGGGUAUUCCAAAAGACUGAACAUUGAUGCAGUGUCUCUAUCUCUACAUCUCAACAACAAUGGCAUCAGAGUCACUCAGGGGAGCCAUGUUGCAAUCAGCAGGAAUAAUUUGUUUGUCGUCAAUAAUGUACCAAUCCAAGAGAUAGAAAUCCGAUACAGAAUCACAAAUCCUCCAGAAUUUGGAGAAAUUCAGAGGAGGAUGUAUUCCAAUGAUUCUUGGGAAAGUGUGGAUACCUUUGCCCAGAGACACAUCGAUAACAAUCAGAUAAGAUACAUAAAUAGGGACAAGCAGUACUUGGCGCAGUAUGACAGGUUUUCAUUAGAAGCCUCUGCACUCAACACAACAAUCAAAGGACUUGUGUAUAUUUUUGUUGACAGACUUACUGUUGACAUAGUGGGCAUAAAUAAAGUGACAGUCCAGAAGAGUCCAUUCAAAGUUGUCUCCAAAGAUGAGUUACAGGCAAAAACAAACGAUAAGUGGUACGAUCCAAAAAAUAUCAAGUUUACCAUAUUGAGAAAACCAUAUCGGGGAAAUUUAUAUCGAAUACAUCACAGCAACAUUACUGAUGCAUUAAUUUAUGAAAUGACUCCAUUGACAAGCAAUGACUUCUUCACACAGGAAGAUGUGAACAGUGGGUAUGUUGUUUACCGCCUGCACCGCUUGACUUACGACAGACAAACAGAUUUCAUUGAUUUUAAAGUUGAAGCACCACCCGCUGUUCCCAAACUGAUGCGACUUAAUGUGGAAUUUGUUCCAAGACAGACACAAGUGCGUUUGACUAACAAUGUGUUGGAUACAGUUCUUGAAGGAAAAGAAUCGGUAAUUACGAAAGAUUUUCUCUACCUGGAAACAGAUGACUAUCAAAACUUUGAAUUUGAUGUUGUGGAUUUUCCCAAACAUGGGACUCUAAAGCUUAAAAGUGGAUAUAACAGAUUUUCAUCACUGAAAAUAAAUGAAGUGGCAAGAUUUUCAAAUAAGGACAUAAAAAAUGGUAAGCUCGUAUAUGAACAUGAUGAUUCAGAAAAUGAUCGAGACAGCUUUGCUUUUGUCGCAUCUCCAAUCCUGACAUCUGCAACCUCAUUUCCAGCCAAAGUGAAAGAAUUCAGUGGAAGAUUUCACAUCCGCAUAACCAUGAGAAAUGACAAUCCACCUGUAAGAGAAGUGGAUAAAACUUUUCAGGUUGUAUCGAACAAGGAAAGAAUAAUAUCAUCAGAAGAUCUCAGUUUCUCAGACCCGGAUCUUGAUUUUAAUUCCAUGGAACUAAGAUAUGAAAGAGAGAGUAUUCCAAAUGGUGAAAUAGUUGACAGUGAAGAUGGGAAGGCAGUGUUUAGCUUUACACAAAAAGACAUUGUGGAAGGGAAAAUCAAAUUCCGUCAUGAUGGACAAGAAACUGGCAAUGCUUUGAUGAAGGUUUAUGAUGGGAAUUUCAUUGAGCAUUUUCUUUUCAGCAUCCAAGCAGGGAAACCUUACAUUGCAAUCCUAAAUAACACUGGUGUGUAUGUCCAGGUGGGAGAAGAUGUGGACAUUAGUUCUUACAAUCUCAGUGUUGAAACCAAUGUGAAUGUGAAACCUGAAGAAAUUACUUUUGUAAUAAUUGAGGAACCAUUACACGGAAACCUAAAAGUGAAUGGACAAACUGUGGUGAAAUUCACACAGAAGGACUUAAUGACCGGGAUCUUGACAUACUGCCACACACAUGGAGGAAUGGGUCGAGAUCACUUUAAAUUUGCUGUUGUUGCUGGAGAAGCAAGAAUACAGGAUCAGUUUGCUAUCAAUAUUCUACAGGGCACCCCGUCACAGAUUCCAAGAGUUAUCAACAACAAUGUUGUACAAGUUCAGAGUAUGAAAAGAAGUAUCAUCACGAAAUCUCAUUUACAGAUCUUUAAUUCGCUGACACAACCAUCAUCCAUUGUGUACACCGUACAAAACAAACCAAGAUAUGGAGCAAUUUAUGUGACUUAUGGAUCGACAAGUAGAGAGCAGGACACUUUCACACAAUGGGACAUUAACUCAGGAGUGGUGUCAUAUCAACAUACAGUGAGAGGACACAGAAAUGACUUCUUCACAUUUGAUGUGACAGACAGAGUAACAGGUCAAAGGUUACGUGGACUUACCUUUGGAAUCGAGGUCCUACCACCACCAUUAGACAUUGAAACUAGGAACUUGACCAUCCGAGAGGGAGGAAAGAGACCCUUGUCACCAGCAGAUAUUGUUCUAAAAUUUACUUCACCAACAAAUCUGUCUGUUGUCUUCCAUGUGGUGAGACAACCAAGGCAUGGGCAUUUAGAAUUGAUUGAUAAAAGAAAUGAACCGCUAUCUACUUUCACAAUGGAUGACUUGAGACAAGGCAGGAUUUAUUAUGUACAUGAUGGAAGUGAAUCUGAAUUGGAUGAAAUGGUCAUUAAAGGUCAGAUGGCAGAUAAAGAGGAGACAGAUGACCAGCACUUGUACAUCCACAUUGAAGCUGUGAAUGACGAGGCUCCACAAAUCAUUACCAACAAAGGUCUAACUCUUUGGCAGAGCUCAAUGGCUUUGAUUUCCAAGGAUAUUUUGAAUGCUGAGGACCCUGACACUCCUCCAGAGAGGGUGUGGUACACUGUGACGAAACCCAGUAAUGGGAGAAUGUCUUUCCUCAACAACACAUUUAAAGACAUUACAAGAUUUACCCAGCAUAGUAUCAAUACUGGCCAGGUGGUGUUUGUGCAUGAAGGUGGUAAGAGUGGUUAUUUCUGGUUCCACCUUAGUGAUGGGCAGAACAGCAAUGCAAACCGAAUGCAGUUCCACAUAACAACCAAGAAAUUAAUCCUCUCAAUUAUCAUCAACAAAAAGUUGCAAGUUUACCCUGAGCAGACGCACAUGAUCAGCCAGGCAAAUCUUUUGAGCAGAACAAACAAUCCAAAUCAGACCAAGGAUAUCACCUAUCAUGUGCAAAAGAAACCCAGUAAAGGUCGGCUAGUAACCAGGAUUAAACAACAGGUUCUACCGGUUGUCUCCUUCACCCAGGCUGACAUUAACGAUGGAAAGAUUUAUUAUCAGCAUGAACAUUUCAUGCAGACCACUGAGGACACCGACCAGUUUGUCUUUGAAGUGAACACAGUUUAUGCAGAGACUGUGAAAAACCAAGUUUUCAACAUCGCCAUAUCAUACAGCAGUCAGAGUAACCACGGCAAGAUUCGGAUGAAAGGAUUAACAUUGGCUGAAGGUGACCAAACGAUUCUGUCCCAGUCUAGCCUAGAUAUCUCCACCUAUGUCAGGCAACUGGAAGCCUCUGGGAAAGUUGUGUCUGCAAUGUACUCCUUAGUGACCAUUCCUAAACAUGGUACCUUGUCUUGGAGAGGUGGAGGUGCUCUGAGAGUAGGCAGUAACUUUACCCAAGAAUACAUUAACUUAAAGAGAAUCGCCUAUCACCAUGAUGAUUCAGAGAGUAGGAAUGAUAGUUUCAGUUUUCUGGUAUAUUUGGACAUGAAAUAUGGAUCAAGUGAGGAAAUGCAGAUUUUAGAGGAAACAUUUCCCAUUGAGAUUAACCCUGUGAAUGAUGAACCAUUUUAUUUUUUGCCAGACAAUCCAGUGAUAGAAGUUACUGAGGGAGCUUAUGAAGUAGUGGAUGACAAAGUACUUAAGAUAGUGGAUAAUGACUCUCCACCUGAAAGACUUUGGUAUGAAGUACAAACCCAACCUAACAAUGGAAUUUUAGCAUUCCGAGCUGCCUCAAACAGACCAAUUAAAACCUUUACACAAAAAGAUGUCAAUGAUGGUGAUAUCGUCUUCACGCAGAGUGGACCACCUUUGCCUUCUUUCAUAGAGUUGAACAUAACUGAUGGAAAAUUCCCGAGGCAGUUAGUGACUGUGGCAGUCAGUGUUUUAACCUUGAGUCUAGAUAUGGCAACCAAUGCAGCAAUUUACAUUCCACAAGCUUCCACGUCAGUAUACAUAUCUGGAAGUCAGCUUGAUGUCACAACUAAUGGGGAGAGAAAUAAGAUAUUAUAUACCAUUACUAGGCCUCCAUCCCAUGGACAGAUCUUUGUGAAAUCUUAUCCAGUGACUACUUUUACUCAACAGGAUCUUGAUAAUAAACAUGAAGUCAUGUAUGCCCAGAAUGAUCUCAACUUCCCCAAUGACAGGUUUUACUGUGACAUUUCCUACAUAGGAUCUGAUCUCAUACUAAAAAAUAAAAUGAUCUCAAUCUCGGUGAAACCAUUCGUGAAGCAAAAUCCAGUGCAACUGUCCAAAGAGAACCAAACUGCAAUCACAUUACAUAGUCUUGAUGCACGAGGUCUGGCAAAUCUAACGGGGAGUAUUCCACAUUACAAAAUUAUUCACCAGCCAAAAUUUGGAAUUAUUGUGAAUGUUGUUCGUAGGAAGAGGGAUGUACAAAUAGGGUAUAGGCAGGUGGAGGAAUUCACCCAUAGAGACAUUAAAAACAGAAGAAUCUUCUAUGUUUUCAACCGACCUGUACAGGGCCAAUCAGAAGACAGGAUGACUUAUUUGUUAACUGCCAGAGGAGUACAGCCAGCUCUUGGUGAUGUAGUGUUUAAUCUUCCUAAUGGAAAUGUCAUCAAUGGCUCAAAGGUGGACAGUGGAGGAAGUCGGGAGGUGGUGAGCCCAAGUGUGAGAAAUGAUUUUAUCAUAAUUCUGGCCAUUCUUAUUCCCCUGUGUGUGGUGGUCAUAUUGGGAAUUAUAAUAGUGUACCUUCUGUGGAGAAAGAGGAGAUAUCAAAACUACGAUCGACCUACAGACAUGCAGAAAAACCAGUUGAGACCAGAAAUAUCUGGUCCUAUUCCACUUAAUCAACCCCAUGUUCACAUUGAACCAAAUGAAAAUACAUCAGAUGAUGAACAUUCUUUAGUAUAUGAACAUCACAACUACUACAAUGUUCCCAUGGUAACAAGAAAUGUCUCACAGGACAGUAUCUCUGACUCUCAUGAAUAUAACAACAUAGGAACUGCAUCGUACAGUCAGGCAGAAGUUAGUGCUACUGUUCCAGAGUGCAAGGUCACACCCCUGGGAGACCUCAAUUUGAGAGACUCCAUGGUUUCUCAAUCCAGUGUAGACUUGUUUGAUUGGUCAGUGAUGGAUGACCCUGAACUUUUACAGUAUUGUCGAACCACAGCUCCUGUGCUGAAGGAUAGCCAGUACUGGGUCUAGUCUUGUUGUGAUAUUGUGAUAAAUUUAUUUGUAUUAAUGCACUUUUUGAUGCUUCGUAUUGAUUUUUUUUUUACAUCAGUGUGGCUCAUUCGUGCCUGCAUUAAAAGUACACAGGAUUGGUGAAAAAAAAUUGCAAUGAGAUUCUCAGUGAAUAAUUUUAGCCAGUAUGAUACUUGAUGUCUAGACUUGACCUUAUUCUUCGUCAAAUUGAUUAAAAUAACAGCAUUAUGUAAAAAUUAUCAAUAUAGAGCACUUGUAAAAUGUAUUGAAUUUCACACAUAGGUUGUUUUAAGUACAUGUAUCACUUAUUAGUGAUUAUACAUGGAAUAUAGAUAUACAUGUACAUAAGUCCUUUACAUUCUGGUGAAUUUGGUUAUUGUGUGCUAUUUCAUUUUUACUGUGAGGACCAUUUUUUGCAGAUUUUACAGUUUCAUUGAGAUAUGAUUUUGCGGACAGAUUUUUUUAGGAUUUUUAAUCAUUAUAUGAAUUGUGAAUUUGUUCAGAUUCUAAAUUCAUAGGAAGGGGCUACUCACAAAAUCCAAUAACAGUUAAUAAGUAUUCCACAGUUAUUGGUCUCUGUUUUUUAAUACAUUUCAUUUUAACCCUACCUUUUCAUAGUUGUUCGAUUUGAUUGAGCAAUAUUGCAGUAUCUGUUAUACAUGUUAUAGUAUACUAGUAGGCCUGAAGUUUGUUUUUGAUUGAGCUGUUUGCUGUUUGAUUCCCUUAAACCUGAAAACCGUUUUCUUAUUCAUAAUGAUAUGGUGUAAGCUUGAAUUUUACUUUAAAAUUAAUAAUUUUAUGUGAGGGUCAUACUUUUUUAAAAACUUAUUUUCAUUGUCUUAGCAAUAUGGACAGAUUCACUUUUAUAAAUCCUCAAUGAACAGAAGAAAAUGAACCACUAUGAAAUACACAAGCUCCUUAACUUUGACCGAUUAUUAACAUGUUCAUUCUUCUCAAUUACAAAAUUUUUACUCUCACAAAAGUACCAGUAAAUGACUUUCUAAAUUAGUAUUAAAGAUAAUUUUCUGUGUGAGAAUGAUCCAUGGUGUGUUGAAUCGUGUGUAUUUGCAUUGGUCCAAUAGUUUAACAGAAACCAUGAGAACAAACUCUUAAACAUCAUAAAGUGGACUUAUCAAAGAUAGAACAGUUUUAUUUUAAAAUGAAUAUUGGGUUUUUUUUAAUUAUGCAUACAUUACUCUCACAGUGCUUAAAAUUUAUUUGAAUGGAAGGAAUAAUGUUAAUUUAUUGGAAGCUAAAUUCAAAUGAUUUUCGACCCAUUAUCAUGAUGUUUAGGAGUGAUCACAAUUAUUUACCACAUACAUCAACGUAAUAAUUAUUAGGUCACCUGGGUCACAUGUUUGAAAAUGGUGCACACCAACAUUACUUGUUGUAAAUGCUCGUUUACUCUUGGAUAAUGAAAAACUUGAGUCUAAAAAGCCAAGACCAAAACUUUUAGAAAAUUAACACCUUUGAUUGAGUUGCCCAUUAAAGAGUUUUUGCAUGUUACUCAGGUGACUGUCAAAGUUCAUUGGCCUCAAGUUAAUUUUUGCUAGUUUUAUUGUUGUCCAAAACUGAAAAUAAACUUAAACUGAAUUUAAUCUAGUCAUAACACAAACAGUGUGAAACAGAGAAAAUAAGUUGCCCAUUAAUGAGUUGUUGCAUGUUGCUCAGGUCCAUUGGCCUCAUGUUAAUUUUUUGCUAUUUUACUGUAGUCCAAAACUGAAGAUAAAACAGCACUGAAUUUAAUCUAGUCACAACAUUCAUUGUAGAAUUAUCAUAAACUGCAAAUUUAAAAUGGACAAACAGGGUGAAACAGAGAAAAAUAAUGAGAAGGCCUUUAUGCAGUAUUUACAAACUCUUCAUCCUUAAAUUCUGUGUUUGCUGCUACAGUUCUGUGUAGCGAUUUUUCAUCAAAUUUUAACAUAGCCUUGUAUUUGGUACCAUUUUCAAAUGCCACAAAAAUGUACAUUCCUUUUAGAUUGUAAAUUAAAUGGUACAGUGAAUUUAUGUCCAUAAUUUGUGUUGUGCUAGGAAAAUAUCUAGUAUGUAUGUAUUCAUUGGAAUUAUACAUUUGAAGCAGACUAUUGAGAAUAUUUCAAUAAGUAUCCAUAGCAAUGUCUUAACUAUAAAACUUCAUGUGAUGAGUGGUGUGGUUUUCAGAAUAACUUCUUAUAUACCUAGUUAUUUAAGGAAAUUUAAUUUUCAUAUUACUUUUGUGUGCUUUUUAAGAGAUAAAUUCUAUUGCAAUAUUUUGUUUUAUUGUGCCAAAGGAUUGCUUUCUAAACAGAAAUGUGUCAUAUUAAUGUAUACAAGAACUUCAUUCGAACAUAUUGUUUCAAAUCUUCAAUAUUAUGAAUCUAUUGAUUACAUACUCUAAUAUUCUGACCCGCUAAUGAUGGAAAGGUUUGUCUUUCAUGCAUUGCUGUGCCAAUCAGUUCAUUUUAUCAUUUGUAUGGAUAAUUCUAUGUUUUGUAGUAAUCACUACAAAGCAAUGAACUUUUUCCAGAUGAUAAUUUUAAAGUCCAGUUAAUUCUACCAAAUGAUUUCCUAACAAGAAAUGUUUUACCUUUUAGAAUUACUUUAAUGACUUUAUGAUUUAUAUGCAUAAUACUCAGUAACCAUAAUGUGUAAAUAUUCAGUGCAUUAACUACUUUAGUAGAAGUCUUGUUGUAAUAAAAUGGAUUUUAUAUGGUGUAAGAUAUAGAAUGGUGAAGUGACAAUCCGAAAGACUGGCUCGUGUAAUAUAGAGCAAUAUGAAGCAAAGGUUUGUGCCUAGUUAAUAUACAGUAAAACACAGAUAUAGUGAAAUGCCAUGGACAUCUGAUUUCUCUUCAUAGUUUGUAUAUAUCCAAUGAGUCAUUAUUACUUUAAUCUCUGUAGGGAAGGAAAAUCACUUCAUUACAACCUUUAAUUCACUAUAAGCAUCUUUACUAUGAUUGUGUUUUACUGUAUAUUAAAGAAAAUGAGGUCUUUCUUUACAAGACUUGGUGGCUAUAGAGAAAAAUAAACAUCAACAAUUGUGAAUGGUUUAAUGUGAAACCAUCAUAUACUUGAAAUUAUAUGCAGUUGUCAAUUUUGAGGAAGGAAAUAUUUGUUUUCUUUUUAAAUAGCUGCAUAUAACUUUUAAGAUUGUCAUUUAAUAAAUUAAUAAUGAAUGCUUUGGCAAUAAGAGAAUUAUGUGUCAUGUUUUGGGAGAAUUGUGAGAGAUUUUUGAUGGUGCUUGGUUUAGUAUUUAUGCUUUGUUGACUGAAUUGUUUGGAUAUUGUACAUGAUGUAUAUAUACAAUUCUGUACAUUGUAUAUGAUUGCUGCUUGUUGUUAUAUUUCAUUACAAGUUGACCAUUAUCGCCUGAUAAUAAAUGAAAUCUUUAAAACUUC